Hibiscus syriacus is the source of this 612-nucleotide messenger RNA. RefSeq names its product acyl carrier protein 5, chloroplastic-like. Gene Ontology annotation, molecular function: phosphopantetheine binding; acyl carrier activity. The record is from RefSeq and is a predicted model, not a curated record. The transcript is spliced from 4 exons. The coding region runs from base 1 to 612 and encodes 203 amino acids. Gene Ontology annotation, biological process: fatty acid biosynthetic process. Lineage: Eukaryota; Viridiplantae; Streptophyta; Magnoliopsida; Malvales; Malvaceae.
AUGGUAGAGGAAAAGAAGCAAACUCCUCUCUUUAUAGUUGAUAUUGACCCCUUCAUCAAUUCAAUUCUGCUAAACGAUCUCAAUCAAGCUUCCAAUGGCUGCUUUUGCUUCAAUCCCUGCAACAAUUCCCAUAGCCAGGGGAUCCAUUUCUCAGCACAGAAGCUUCACCACCACUGUAAGCAAUCACCCCUGUUGGAAUUGAAAUACAAUGUGAAUCGUGACGGAUUGAAUCGGAUCACGUUUUUUUUAUUGCAGGGAGUUCCCGUUAUAUGUAACAGAUUAAAGCUCAUUCCAAAGAUUCAAUUCUCGAAGACAAACAAGUUGCCUACUCGAUCUAGCUGCUUCAAGACACCAGUUUCAUGCUCUCUUGCCGAUCCCGAGACAUUGAAAACUGUCCAAACCACCAUUGCUAAGCAAUUGUCAAUUGAUGUGAGCUCAGUCACUCCUGAAACCAAGUUUGCUGAUCUGGGUGCUGAUUCCCUUGACACAGUGGAGAUUAUGAUGGCAUUGGAGGAACAAUUCGGAGUUUCAGUCGGAGAAGGCGGAGCUGAGAACAUUGCAACCGUCCAAGACGCCGCAGACUUGAUCGAGAAAGUGAAGGCUGCUGCAUAG